AUGGACUCCAUCCUCACAGAAACACCACCUACCGGUGCACACGACAAGACCGGAGCGAGCCACCUGUUGAAGCCAGCAGAAGAGUCUAUUCUCACCUCCGACGAGCUCGAACUUCGCGCACAAGGUCAUGUCGGAGAGCUUGCGCGGAAUUUCAGCCCCUUGGCGGCCAUCUCUGUGGCUUUCACCACCACCAACUCCUGGGUCUCGGUCUCGGCCAUCUUUGUGACGCCUUUGUUCAUGGGAGGCGGCCCGGCACUGAUGUACGGUCUCAUUUUGGCUUCACUUGCUGCAACGACGGUUACGCUGGGCCUCGCCGAGCUCGCCUCUGCGUAUCCUUCCAGUGGUGGUCAGUAUCACUUUGCAUUCAUGUUGGCGUCGAAGAAAACCCGGAAUGCGUGGGCGUUUGUGACCGGCUGGCUCAGCAUUCUUGCAUGGGCCUUUGCAACGACGUCUUCCAGCGUCUUUGUCGCGCAGAUGAUCACCAGCCUCGCAAGCUACUAUCAUCCGAGCUAUUCGCCCGAUCGCUGGCAAGUGUACCUCAUGCACGUGCUGCUGAUGCUGGUUGCGUUCCUGAUCCUGGUGGUAUUCGCUCGGGCGCUCCCCCGGACCGAGAUCGUCUUCUUCUUCGUUUCUCUGGUCGGGUUCGUCGUCUAUACCGUCUCUGUCACCGCGGUCAGUGAGACCAAGCAGCCCGCAUCGACGGUGUGGGUGACAUGGACAAACCAAUCCGGCUGGAACGACGGCAUGGCGUUUUUCAUCGGCGUGGGCCAAUGUCUCUACGGGUUCCUGGGCACCGAUGGGCCGACGCAUAUGGCGGAAGAAAUCCCCAAUCCCCGCAGGAAUGUCCCUCUGGCCAUGCUGGCGACCUGCAUCAUCGGCGCAGCCACGGCCCUGCCGUGGUCUAUUGCCUUUAUGUUUUCGAUCCAAGAUCUAGACGCCGUGGAAGCCUCGGCUUUGCCGAUCCUGGAAGUCUACUAUCAAGCUCUGCACAACAAAGGAGCAGCUUGCUUCCUCUUGGUCUGGCUCCUCGUCAUCUACUUCCAGGCGACCUGCAACUGUCUGCUGUUCUGUGGCCGACUGGUCUGGGCAUUCGCUCGAGAUGACGGCCUGCCGUACAGCAGCUACUUUGCAAAAAUCUCGCGCGACCUCCCCGUCAGAGCAACGGCUGCCGUCGUGGUGUUCCAGUGUCUGUAUGGCCUGAUCUACAUUGCUUCGACCACGGCCUACAACAGCAUCAUCAGCAUGUGCAUUCUCGGCCUCCUCGUCACGUACGCGAUCCCUCAAGGAAUCGUUCUGGUGCGGGGCCGCCACCACCUGCCGGACCGCAAGUUGAACUUGGGCAGAUUUGGAGUCGUGGUCAACGCGUUCUCCGUGCUCUGGGUGUGUUUCUACGUCGUGGUUUUCUGCCAGCCAACCUUCCUGCCUGUCACGCUGGACAACAUGAAUUAUCUGAGUGUGGUCCUUGUCGGUUGUAUCGUUCUGAUUGCUGGCCUGUGGUGGGGCGGCAAACGGAGGACUUUCGCUGGUCCAAAAGUGAUACUGGACGGGAUCAGCUUUGAUCCUGAAGACCCGGCUGUAUCAGGCGAGCACGAUAGGGUCGUGUCCAAAGGUGCGCUACACCAGGCAACUGAAACUUCAGACAAGGCGUAUUGA
Molecule: messenger RNA, 1653 nt
Organism: Capronia coronata CBS 617.96
Lineage: Eukaryota; Fungi; Ascomycota; Eurotiomycetes; Chaetothyriales; Herpotrichiellaceae
Exons: 1
Coding region: 1-1653 (550 amino acids)
Biological process (GO): amino acid transport; transmembrane transport
Cellular component (GO): membrane
Molecular function (GO): transmembrane transporter activity
Source: RefSeq, a predicted model, not a curated record